CUUCGCCGAAGCUGUCUCAAUCUACCACGUUUGGCACACGGCGGUUCGACAGCAACGACGAGAUGUCGCAAAUAAUGGCACCUCGAGUUUCGACAUGCUGUUGGCGGUCGCUCUUUGGCGAAAUGAUCCAACCUCGGCGGACUCGACAAUUCUCUAGACCUCUCGUCACGCUUCAGCGAGGUCCCGUCGAAAAACUGGCAAUUCCAGAAUCCCUCCCACCACAGUUUAGGUCUCAAAUACCACCACGACUCAGACCAGGUAGAGAUAAACGAGACAUGACGAUCCACGAAUCACCCGUAUCCGAAGCGGCAUUGUGUAAGGAUCCAGUCACCUUGGUCGACCGGAGACAACUCGCGGUUUUGGACCCGACGGGAGCCCGGGCGAGGUUGUUCGACAAGACCAACAAGGACCGGGCGCAGGUCGGGGAUGUUUUGUUGGUGACCUUCAAGACCGGAGAACCUGUUUCGGGAACCAUCCUCUCCAUCAAAGGGUCAGGUCCUCACAUCUCGGUGUUGCUGAGAAACCAAUUGACGGGGAUCGGGGUGGAGGUGUUGGUCAAAGUCCACAGUCCUUUGGUGCAGAGCAUGGAGAUUGCCCAGAGGACACCAAAGAGGAAGAGGAGGGCAAGGUUGUACUACUUGCGGAAACCCGAACACGACGCGGGUAGCGUACAAAAGAUUGUCGACCAGUACGUCAGGCAGAGGGCCAUGCUGAGUGGUGGCGGCGGGAAGGCGACGAGAUCAAAACAACAACAGUACACUGGUCCUAGGGGUAAGAGGGGAAAGAAAUGAGACCAAAAAAGGUACAGAGUACACCAAUUCGACAUGCCACACACCCACCCACACAUGCUUUGAGCGAAAAAGAGAGUGCCGGUCUAUGUUCGUCCCGUCAUGACAUACUGGAUCAACGAACAAAACCCAUUCUCUACCUUUGGCUUUCCACCAGGCACAGCGACGGGGUUUAGCAAUGGAGGGUUUUCAACGGCACUGGUUCACGUCCUCGUCAAGCAAACAUCUUACCAGAUAUAUAUCCACCCCGAAAACUCAGGUUCAGGCGAUGGAAAAGAGAAUCCAUGGUCGCAGGGUACGACUAGAGAGGCCGGUCAGAAUGACGACGGUCGUGUACAAUAUUUUUAUCUAUCUCAUUAUCGGUCUCCACAACCUGAAUACCUUAGGUGUAUGAUUUUCUUUUCUUUGUGCCAGAUGUCAAAACAAGCUGUGUAACCACAAAUCAACACCUCAAAGUAGCAGCAAUGUGUGGUCAUCGUCU
Exophiala oligosperma is the source of this 1269-nucleotide messenger RNA. RefSeq names its product ribosomal protein L19. Gene Ontology annotation, cellular component: ribosome; mitochondrial large ribosomal subunit. The record is from RefSeq and is a predicted model, not a curated record. The coding region runs from base 63 to 791 and encodes 242 amino acids. NCBI's taxonomy places the organism in Eukaryota, Fungi, Ascomycota, Eurotiomycetes, Chaetothyriales, Herpotrichiellaceae. Gene Ontology annotation, biological process: translation. The transcript is spliced from 2 exons. Gene Ontology annotation, molecular function: structural constituent of ribosome.